AUGGAUAAAUUGAAGAAUCUGCUUUUCGUGAAAAACGGGAACUUUUCGAACGCGCAGAUCAAGGUUCUGGCCUUCACAUCGCUCAGCAUGCUGGUGCUAAUGGUGACGGGCGACGGCCUCCAGACCCCCCUGGGCUAUAUCAAAAACGUGAAGCAGGACCUCAGAAAAGAAGCGCAAGAGUCGGAAGAAUCGAUGGAAAAGAAGCUUGUUAAGGAAUUGGGAUACACCACCUACCACGAAUGGAAGAAGGCUGGUAUCAUUCCGUCGGACGAUGAAAAGAAGUGA
This is a messenger RNA of Plasmodium knowlesi strain H, 285 nucleotides long. Its product is annotated as conserved Plasmodium protein, unknown function. The record is from RefSeq and is a predicted model, not a curated record. The transcript is spliced from 3 exons. NCBI's taxonomy places the organism in Eukaryota, Apicomplexa, Aconoidasida, Haemosporida, Plasmodiidae. Bases 1 to 285 code for a protein of 94 amino acids.